Misgurnus anguillicaudatus (oriental weatherfish) is the source of this 2581-nucleotide messenger RNA. The record is from RefSeq and is a predicted model, not a curated record. Lineage: Eukaryota; Metazoa; Chordata; Actinopteri; Cypriniformes; Cobitidae.
UCAGACACAUCAGAUCUCGAAUGGCUCGUCUUCCUCUGAUCUUACUGCUCAUGAUUCAGGGAGUUUAUAGUGCUGAUGAUGAGUGGGGUGUGAGUUACAGCUCUUCAUCCAUCUGUGCACUAAAGGGUUCAACAGUGAUAAUAAACUGCACUUAUAAAUACCCUACUGGACAUAAGAUCAAUAAAGUGUUCUGGACUAAGAUUAACAGUGAAAAUCCUCCAGAUCUGUCUAAGGACUCUAAAUACAGUCAGAGGAUUCAGUAUCUGGGAGAUAAACAUCACGACUGCACCAUGAGACUGACUGAUGUGAGACAGACAGAUUCACACGAAUACUAUUUCAGAUUCAUCACUGUUAAUCCUGAUGGGAAAUGGCUUGGAAAACCUGCAGUGACUCUUAAUAUCACAGAUCUUCAGUUGGAGUCUUCAGGUGAGAGAGUGACAGAGAGACAUUCAGUGACUCUUACAUGUAAAAGCAGAUGCAGUCUGACUGACAGAUCAACAUUCAUCUGGUUUAAAAACACACAGUCAUUAAGUGAGAGAACAGACAGAAACAAUCAACUCAUCCUGCAGUCAGUAAGAAGAGAGGAUGCAGGCAACUAUAGCUGUGCUGUACAGGGACACAAACUCACAUCACCUCAUCAAUAUCUCAAUGUCAUCUAUGCUCCAGAUAAUCCUGUAAUCUCUGUCAAUCCAUCUGGUGAAAUAAAGGAGGGUGAUUCAGUGAAUCUGACCUGCAGCAGUGACGCAAAUCCACCUGCAGAAAUCAAUUGGUUUAAAGGAGAAACAUCUGUUGCAUCUGGACAAACAUACAUCAUAUCAAAGAUCAGAUCAGAUCACAGUGGAGAAUACAAGUGCAAGUCAAUCAAUGAACUUGGAUAUAAAUAUUCAGCAGUGACAUUAAAUGUCUCAUAUCCUCCAAAGAACAUAACAGCAUCCAUCAGUGGAUCUGGUGAAAUAAAGGAGGGUGAUUCAGUGAAUCUGACCUGCAGCAGUGAUGCAAAUCCACCUGCAGAAAUCAGUUGGUUUAAAGGAGAAACAUCUGUUGCAUCUGAACAAACCUACAUUAUCUCAAACAUCAGAUCAGAUCACAGUGGAGAAUACAAGUGCAAGUCAAGUAAUAAACUUGGGCAAAGAUAUUCAGCAUUGACAUUAAAUGUCUUGUAUCCUCCAAAGAAGGUCACAGCAUCAAUCAUUGGAUCUGGUGAAAUAAAGGAGGGUGAUUCAGUGACUCUGACCUGCAGCAGUGAAUCAAAUCCACCUGUUCACAACUACACCUGGUUUAAGGUGAAUAAAACAUCAUCUGUUGGAUCUGGACAGGCGUACAGCAUCACUAACAUUAACUCCAGUCACAGUGGAUGGUUUUACUGUGAGGCUCAGAAUAAAUAUGGAUCUCAGAGAUCUGAUGCUGUAUCAGUCACAGUGCUUCAUAGGUAUUAUAAUCUACUUCUUGGGAUCACAUUGGGAUGCGGAGCAUUAUUCAUUGUCAUCAUUAUAAUAAUUUUGUUUAUAAUGAGAAAACAAAGAUAUGCCAAAACCGAAGAUGCUGCUGGGAAUCAGCAGGGUGACUUGUACUGCAACGUACAUGCUUCUGAAUCAGCCCAUUGUGAGGAUCAUUACAGCAGUGUUACACCCAAGGGACACAGAACAGAUCAGACAUCUGCAGGAAAAACUCCUGAAUCUGGAGAUCCAGAGGAGAUCCAGUACGCAAGUGUCCACCAUCACGCGACCAAAGAGAUGAAGAGUUCAGAAGAGAUUGAAAACACAUAUGACAAUAUUAGAAAUUACACACCUGAUGCUGCUGUGAGAUCAAAUGUGGAGGAGACUUCAGUGAUCUACAGCAGUGUAAAAUGAUAGUUGGAGACCAACGUUCACAAAGUCAAAGUUCAGCUAAAAAAUUAAGAAAAUAAUUCACCAAAAAUGAAUAUUGUGUUGUUUUAUAUUCAAUGAUAGCCAUCCAAACUUUUAUAUUAUAUUCAGAUUCAUUGCAGAUGGAUUGCUGUUGUUUGCUCAAUAGUUUCUUACAUGCAUGUUCAUGUGUAUAUGUAGUCUAAUGUAGAGCUCUGGGGAGAAAAAGUUCAUUGUACAUUUCAAGUUCAAGUAAACUCAUUUAUGGCUUCACUUGACAUUCAAAUAAAUACAAUGUAAAUGAUGUAACUCUACUGCCCGAGCAUGGUGCUUGCAACACCACAAGUGUGGGUUCAAUUAGUCAACAUGCAUAUUGAUAAAAUGUAUAGUCCAAAAGCAUCAAUAACUAGAUAUGUCUCCAUGAUUAUUAUUUGAUGAACAUUGGGUUGGCAGGUUCUGUCUGUGUAACAGACUUGAGUCAUUUCCUGUCUCCAUCUGUAAUGCUUCCUGUCAUCUGUUUCCUGUUAACUACAGAAAAAAACAAUACUACUAUAUGAUACUGUAGCUUUGCAUGAGGGUUUUAUUUGCAGUGUGAAGUUUAACAGUUUGUUUUUAAAGUCUGAUGUUAAAUGUGAUCUCAGUUUGUCAACCCACAGAAAAAUGUCUUAUUAACCACCUGGCUAAAUCAAAAUGAGAAAAAAAUGGCAUGUAAAUAAAAUAAAUAUCAAAAUAUUGGA